GUCAACCCACGGCAGGGAAGCCUCAUAACGAUAGUAGAACUUGGAGUAUACAGACGGCUGGCCCGUCCGAACAACAAUUUUGUAGAUUUGUUUAUUGUUUAAAUGUAAAUAUCUUGUACACAAAGGAAAAAUGGCACCGAGUCCUGUAGAUGAGCUUGCCCUAUUGGACUUGGAGAGGUCCAACAAGGGAGCCUCAAAGCAGAGGCGUGACCAGAUUAACUCAGAAAUUGGGGUAAUGAGGGACCUUCUGCCCCUGCCCGAGAGUUCACGACAGAGGUUGUCACAACUUCAGGUCAUGUCACUGAGCUGUGUUUUCAUCAGGAAAUGUAAUAUUCUCCAGAAAAUGAUACAACCCCAAUCAUGCCCUAACGAUGCCCCGUGCGAAUUUUCACAGUCACUGACUGGGUUUCUCCUCGUCACAACCAGAGAUGGCAAGCUGGUCUACAUCUCAGAGAACGUUACGGAGUACCUGGGACACUCAAUGGUUGAUAUGAAGACCCAAGGAGACAGUUUAUUUGACAUCGUCGACAAACGUGACCAUGGUACUGUGCAGGCACAGUUGAUGCAUGGAGGAGGAGAUAUUGACAAGAAGCAGCCGAUCAGUUUUUUCUGUCGGAUGAAUAUGUCAAGGACUCUCAAGCGACAAGCUGGCUUUGGUGAUGUCAAGGUGAUGCACGUGCGCGGCCACUUCGUGUCGGUACCAGGGCAGGACUCUGGUAACGAGCAACAAGUGUUCAUCUCGGUGUGCUCGCCCCUGAUAACCCCGGAUGUAAAGGAAACGCUUAUUCAGAACAAUACCAUGGUAUUCAAAAGCAUACACCAUCUGGAUAUGAACUUCCUGGAAAUUUCUCAAAACGGCGAGUAUCACCUUGGCAUUGAGAGUGAUCAAGUUAAGGGAAAAUCCUGGUACUCCUGCCUGCAUCCUGAGGACAUCCAUGAGGCCAGAGAGAAACACAUUCAAUUGGUUAAGUCGAGGCAUGAGAUGGGUUCCAUGAUGACAGUGCGCAUGAUCACCGGUAACAACGACGUCAUCUGGGUCAACAUUGUGAUGCACGUGCGUCAGGCGUUGCUGUCCAAUAGUGACGAACCCGUCAUUUUCUGCAUCAAUCAAGUGAUCAGUGAACAGGAAGCAUACCAAUUCAAGAUUCAGGGGCAGCUCUUUGCUCUUUACGCAACCCGUGCUUCGGACUUCUUCUUUGGUUCUACGUUCUGUGCACCCGUUUCACAAGCCUUGGAGACAGGAAUGAUUUCUCAACAGCAACAGGGAUCACCAAACUUUGCUCAGUCAUCAUUUUUCGCAGGACAAACAAUUUUCGAUGCAUCUACACCUUCACCCCAAGGGUUCAAUCGAUCCGCCAUGUUUUCGUCUCAGCCAAACCUGUGCAUGAGAAACAAUGUACCCGGUCAGGUCAUGGGACGUCAAGGCCAAGGUCACACAAAUACACUGAAGGCAUUGAAGAGAAAGUUACAAGAGAACUUCAGCUCCACUUGUAAACCAAUCAAAGUCGCGAGAAUGGCUCAGGACAUAUCCUCGGGAAACGGCUUCAUGGUUUCUGGAGGAACACCGCUGCCAUCUUCGUUUGAAAGUAACUCAUAUCGCAACAUCCAUGGCUCUUCCGUAGCUCCUCAGCAAGCGGUUACUACUGGACCCGUGCAGAUGAUGUACUGCCUCAACAAUAACGUCCUCCCAGCCACCAAACAGAAGUCGGUUUUGUCCGACCCCUUGCCAGCAUUCGUGGAGCAGACACGGUUGAUGCAAAAAGCUCCAUCACUAGAGCAAGUUGUGCCAGAAUUAUCUAUUCCCGCCUUCUACCCAACGCCUGAACCAUCACCGGUAUCAUCGCCUCAACCACAGAUGAAGCAGGAGAUACUCCCAAGCGGUGUCGACCCGAUUAUGGUGGCCAAACAUCUGUGUGCCCUCCGACAGAAGCACGUUAAUAGGACACAACAAAGCACUAAGGUAUCAAACGCAGAGCCACAAAAGAAACUUUUACCUAGCUUGGACGUGUCGUUUGUGGACUCUUUCUUCGACGAGAUUGGGACCCUGGACGGUCAGCCGCUGUCUAUCAGAGGGUUGCUCCAACGUGUAAAGCAGGAACCAGUCGACGUCACUGACUACACCUGCCUUCACACACAGGAAAAGCAACUCCCUGCAUUUGAACAGUUUGACAUCGAUGAAUUGUUCGAGUCAAGUGGUGUACACUUGAACAACACUUGCAACAACUUCAUCGGAAUGAAGAUGGAAAUAGAGGACCAACGUAUCCCGUUGUGCGAAAGUCAACCCAGUCCUACGCCUUCAUCUCCUCGUUCAACUGUCGAAGAUAAGCUUUCUUACGACGACAUCAUGUCAAGCGUCGUGCUGACACCCGAAUCUGACUUCGAUACUGAUCAUUGUGAGGAUCUGGACCCCGAUUCCUGGAUGCUGGAGACGUGUAAUAUUGAUAUGUCUACCAAAGGUCUCGACUUGUUUGCCGAACCAAAGCUCCAAACCGACUUUUGUCUGAAAAAGGCUGGCCCUUGCUCAGAUGAAACCGAGUUGUAUCAACUCAAACAACUUAUCUCUUCAUGGACACCAAGUGGUGUCUCUGAAUCAAGUGAAGAAUCCCAGUAGGCCGACGUGUAAGUUCCGACUUACGAUUUAUCCAUUGUAUGGCAUAUUGCCAUUGGACGUACCUUCGCUCCACUGCUGGACGGAUGGACAAUGGGCGUCUUCAAAACUCCCGCUGGACGGGAGAAACUUUUUCUACAUUGUUUAGAAAUUUAAUUUAAUUUUAUUCAUGAACAAUUUUAUAUCAAAUCAAAUGUGCUUUAUCUAUACCGAUUCCCAAGCUCCGCUGGCCGGACUUUGUUUUGGAUUAAAAGCAUCGGAUCUGGAGGUACUUCCUGUUCCGAUGUGUAUGGCGUCUCACUGGUUGGGACUCAUACGUAUCCAUACUUGUAAAUAUAUUUUCGGACUUUGAAAUGAACUUUUUGACGCUAAAUAUAGAUAUGUUAUGAAUUAUAGAUGUUCUAUAUUUUCAUCCAUGUUGAUGGUUAGUUAUAGCAACAUGAAUAUAUAUCGUGUUGAGCAGCGCCUUUGAAACAUAUGCUAUUGAUAACGUGUUCCUCUCUUAUCUAGUACCUUGUCAGUAGAUAGUACUAUGAUUUGUACUUUGAAUUGUUGUAUGUCCAUUUUCCAUUGACACACCACACGUGACUUGCUGGUCGAGUACGUAAUCACCCUUUAUCUAACGAUAGGAAAACUGUUCUCGGAAUGAGGGAAGAAAGUAGGCUGGAUCUCGUUGACCGAGAAUGCAUCCUUCAUUAUUUAAGCUGUUUUUUUUAUAAACACACAAUUUCAUUAUUCUAUACUUAUCUUCCAAUACACACCGUCAACACUUUUUCUCUGGUCAGUGCGAUCAAAACGAGGCUGGUCCUCAAGUAUUUUCAUUCAUCAUUUUUCACGAGGCUGGACCUCAUAUUCAUCAAUAAUUUACAUAAUAAUGAAAUUGUUGUGCAUCUUAUUUGUCUAGCCCUUGUCGCUUAUGAGCUUCAAAAUGAACGUCACAGGGGGAGGGAGAAAUAUGGGAGAUUAAUGCUCUUGCAAAUUUCUAUGCAAGAUUGAAAGACAGAUAAUUAUUUUAUAACUUGAAGGCAGCAAUGUCACGUCGUUAACCAUGUGGCUUUUCAAGUGACUGUUGAGUAUAGGUAAAUAUGACUGACGUACAGUUGGGCGGGACUAACUAACAGUACAGGUAAAUGUACUAUAUCGUUGCUCCUAACUGAUACCUAUGUCGGGUUUAGUGAGAAACGCAAAGUAGACGUUCAUUUCCUAACCGUUGUUAAAUUUCAUACAAUUUUUACCUUGUUAUUACAAAACGUGAACUUGUUGUCAUGACAGUAGAUCCUCACCCGCUGGUCGGUAGAUAGGUAUUGUCAUAACAACGAUUUUGCAACCAUGGUAACCAAUGAGAGGUUAUACUUGUGUGACUAAGCUUCUCAGUUGUGUUAUUAUAAUAAACGAAGAAAACAAUG
Messenger RNA from Mizuhopecten yessoensis (Yesso scallop), 4014 nucleotides. Its product is annotated as neuronal PAS domain-containing protein 4B-like. Gene Ontology annotation, molecular function: protein dimerization activity; RNA polymerase II transcription regulatory region sequence-specific DNA binding; DNA-binding transcription factor activity, RNA polymerase II-specific. Gene Ontology annotation, biological process: regulation of transcription by RNA polymerase II. NCBI's taxonomy places the organism in Eukaryota, Metazoa, Mollusca, Bivalvia, Pectinida, Pectinidae. The record is from RefSeq and is a predicted model, not a curated record. The transcript is spliced from 10 exons. The coding region runs from base 131 to 2611 and encodes 826 amino acids.